Messenger RNA from Erythranthe guttata (spotted monkey flower), 369 nucleotides. NCBI's taxonomy places the organism in Eukaryota, Viridiplantae, Streptophyta, Magnoliopsida, Lamiales, Phrymaceae. The record is from RefSeq and is a predicted model, not a curated record.
AUGGCUGACAAGGCCUUGGUGCCUAGACUUUCCGCCUGUGAAACCAUGGGAUCUGCAACAACCAUUUGCAGUGACAAGACUGCAACAUUGACACUAAAUCAGAUGACUGUAGUUGAGGCUUAUGUUGGGAAACAGAAGAUGGAUCCUCCUGAAGACGGUGCUCAGUUGCAUGCAACAAUUUCCUCUCUUCUAGACGAGGGACUUGCACAGAACACUUCCGGCAGUGUUUUUCUAUCUAAUGUAUUCUUUUCAUCAGAGGGUGCAAUGGAGGUUUCGGGAUCUCCAACCGAAAAAGCUGUCCUUCAAUGGGGUGUUAAGGUACUUUUAAGUCGUACGAUAGUGUAUCUAUAUUUCCAACUUUUAACAUAA